AUGUCGUCGUAUCACCCUCUUCAACCUCUGGUUCCACGAGACUACCCUCAAGUAGUCACUUCUUUAUCCUUUGAUCCUGUGUCGGACGCGUUAUGGGCUGGCCAUGCAUCAGGAACGGUGUGCAUGUAUCACGGACUGAUUCGCGUUCAGGGCGUAUCUUUUGUCGUCGGUCGAGGCACUCCUGUGCAAAAGCUCUUGCUUUCUGAUAACACAGUUACUGCGUGCUCAUCCUCUGGGAUCGGCGUCUGGGGAAAGGGAGGAGCCAACAAGUGGUAUCAUCAGGCCAGCCAGGGAAUCACCACUUUCGCGGAGCAUCCAUCAAAACCUCAUACGCUUGUUGCAUCUCAGCCUAAUUUCCAACUCCUCGUUCUCAACUCCAUGACGGGACUUGUCACUCGCACAGUGUCUGUUCCAGUAUUGCUUACCCCACUCCGAUCCUCGCAUUCACUGCUCCUUGCUGGGGGUCCUGAUGGGAAACUACGCACUUUCGACCUCAGGACCACUAUGCGUGAGCAUGAAGCAACUGAUUCUAUCCUUGCUCAUGUGGGCGGCAUUCAAGGACUCGAAGUAUGUGGAAAUUAUGCUGUCACUAUUGGUUGGGCGAUGAGACAAUCGAGGCCCCAUCCCGAUCCACUCGUGAAAGUCUUCGAUCUCCGUGCCCUAAAGCCCCUCCCCCCCGUGCAAUUUUCCGCCGGCCCCUCGUUCAUCAACGCACAUCCUCGAAGCACUAGCACAGUUAUGAUUGCAUCCUCACAGGGCCUGGUCCAUACUAUCGACAUCUCCAAACCCGGUUCGGGAGGCGAGUUUUCUCAGGUCGAUUCUAAUUCGUUUAUUUCGGCUGCUGCUGUCUCGCCAAAUGGGGCAUAUCUUGCCUUUGGAGAUGCAGAAGGCAGCAUCAAUUUGCUCACGUCGACUUCGACCGAUGACCAUGUGCCAUUUAACGGUUUUGACGGGAAGCGAGUAGAAUGGGCAGAUGUCCCCGCCCGUCUUCCCGAGAUCUCAUGGGACGAUCAUACCCCGCUGAAUAGCAUUGGCAUGCCCUACUAUGAAGCCGAGCUCCUGUCGAGUUUCAAGCCCCCUCUGCUCCCUGCAUCCAUGGCCAUGCCUCCUCCGCCAAAAAUCCCUCCACAAGUGCUGAACGCCGUCAAGGUCCAAGAUUUCCUUCAAUAUGCCAUACUACCGAAAGAGCUCAGAGGAAAGAGAAAUGUUGUUGAAGUCAAUCCACAGAAGCCAGAUGAAGGUCGGUUCAAGAGCGAGCAAUCUAAGAGAAUUGAUGAGUCACCAACUCCUGCAAGCUUCGCCUUCCCCGAAAUUCCGAAAGCGUAUCGCAAAGUAAACAUCCAGUAUUCGAAGUUUGGUGUGGAGGACUUCGACUUCGCCUCGUAUAACCAAACUUCACUGAGUGGACUAGAAACCGAUAUCCCGAAUUCCUAUUCUAACGCGUUGAUUCAACUGCUUCAUUAUUCUCUUCCGAUUCGUCGGCUGGCCAAAACUCACAUCACCACGUCUUGUCGGUUAGAAUACUGUCUAUUAUGUGAAUUUGGGUUUGUGGUGCGUAUGCUUGAGGAUGCACAGGGCAUUAAUUUGCAGGCUCGAAACUUCUGUAUCACCAUUGGCCGCAAACAAACCGCCCACUCAUUUGGUCUCAUCGAUCGAUCAACGGAGGGACAAAUCGUAGACUAUUCUAGGAUGAUCCAGCAAUUGAAUCGCUUUGUGCUUGAGGAAUUUGCAGUCGAAGAAAACACCUUACCGGGAAACCCUCAGUUAAUCCCGUCACGUUCUCAACAAGGGUCUGGCUCUGCUUUGCCCCUCAUAACCCAAGUUGUUGGUGUUGACGCUCCGACUCUGACCUCCUGUGCUCACUGCGGGCAACAACGAGAGAAAGAGUCAGUCUCGCAUGUCAUUGAUUUAUUGUACCCCAGAAAGGUAGACAAAUAUCUCACUUACCUUCCGGAGUUCACAUUCGGCGGUAUCGUUCGGAGCUCGUUGGAACGAGACAUCACAUACAAAUCAAACUGUCAGUAUUGCAAACACCUGGCGAAUCAUCGGUCUCGGCGUGCUCUCCAUCCCGAUCAUCUUCCACCAAUCCUUGCGCUUAAUGCGGCCGUUAAUAAUGAUGAGAAUCACAGUUUCUGGCUAAAGAAGAAAAGCCAAAUUUUCCUUUCGCCUGAAGUCGAACUACAGGCACCAGACAACAGCUCAAAUGCAUCUUUGGGAGAGCAAAAUAUUAAGUAUACAUUAAGGGGGUACAUCGCCGAGAUUCGGAUGGGAACAUCGAGUCACUUGGUCGCUCUGGUUCGAACGGGGGAGAUGGAGUCCUCGAGUUCGUGGUAUAUCUUUAACGACUUCAAUGUACAAAACAUCGCCGAGGCUGAAGCGCUCAGUUUUGACGGGAAGUGGAAGAUGCCAUGCGUGAUAUUCCUUGAAAGGCAAGACCUGAUAGAUACACUGGAUUACUCCCUACUACCCGAGAAGAUUGAUCCAGCGAUUCUUGGGCAAACUCUCAGCAUGGCUGCUCAAAUGGACUGGUCAGCUGCGAAGCAGGAAGUGCUUGAACCUCAUGAGCUACCGACCCCUGGAACAAUUAUCGCUAUUGACGCAGAAUUCGUCGCACUCCAGCAGGAAGAGUCCGAACUUCGCUCCGACGGAACUAAGAAGGUCUUGAAACCAUCCCAAAUGAGCCUAGCUCGUGUUUCAGUACUACGUGGAAGUGGUCCAAAGGAAGGAGUGCCCUUCAUGGAUGAUUAUAUCUAUACGAAUGAUGUGAUCAUUGACUAUCUUACCGAGUAUUCGGGAAUACAACCGGGAGAUUUGCAUCCCAACUUCUCAAGGCAGGUUCUUCUCCCGUUAAAGGUCGUCUACAAGAAGUUGCGAGUGUUGGUGGACAUGGGAUGCAUUUUCAUUGGCCACGGGUUAUCAAAAGACUUUCGAAUUAUCAACAUUUUUGUUCCUCCGGAAAGGGUCAUCGAUACUGUUGAUGUAUACUUUAUAAAAGAAAGACAUCGGCGGCUAUCGUUGCGCUUUCUGUCUUACUAUGUUUUGAAAGCGCAAAUUCAGAUCGACACCCACGACUCCAUAGAAGAUGCUCGGGCUGCAUUACUUCUCUACAACAAAUUCAGGGAACAUGAGGAUAGUGGCACAUUCGAUGACCUACUUCGCGAGAUCUACAGUGAAGGGAAAAAAUUAGUGCGUCCACUCUCUCCUACUCAUACUCUUCAGGUUUCUCACUCACUGGUGUUAGAACUGGAAAGUUCCAGAGCUUCCACCAGGAACACCCGAUGCACUACUCCAGCAAAUGCACCUUGUUGA
Molecule: messenger RNA, 3309 nt
Organism: Cantharellus anzutake
Lineage: Eukaryota; Fungi; Basidiomycota; Agaricomycetes; Cantharellales; Hydnaceae
Product: ubiquitin carboxyl-terminal hydrolase-domain-containing protein
Exons: 16
Coding region: 1-3309 (1102 amino acids)
Biological process (GO): mRNA processing; nuclear-transcribed mRNA poly(A) tail shortening
Cellular component (GO): PAN complex; P-body
Molecular function (GO): protein binding; nucleic acid binding; poly(A)-specific ribonuclease activity
Source: RefSeq, a predicted model, not a curated record